AGGCGUGGACCCAGUGGGUGUGCAGCCAAUGGGCUCCGGGCCAGGUGGUGGGAACCUUCAGUGUCCGACUCCUCCCAUUUUGGGUUCGCGUUAGGCCUGGCCGUUAGGGUUUGGGUGGUCCUCCGUCCCUGCUGAAGCGAGGCGGGACUCUUUUUGUUGAGGUGAGGUCUAGUAAAUGGUGAAGUACUUCCCGGCCAGAGGGUACCUGGGUCCGUGGGGUCUCGGUGGCGUGCAGUGGGAGAGGAGUCCGACCCGCGGGGGAACCCAGCCUCGCCAACGGAGCGGGAGGCGUGGAAACCGCAGUCGAGCCGGUGUAACCGAGGCACGGUCGUGGUUGGCCCUCCCGACGGCUCUUUCGGCCCAGCACCCGGGAACGCGGCGGAGCUCUCGGCCGCGUGGAUCCCAGCCCUUGUCACCUCCCUUCUUUCACCCACGUGCAGUCCCGGGCUGGAGAAGGGACUGCGGGCGCUCUGAGUUCUCAGCCCGCAUUCCAGUCUCUUGUCACCCGGUGCACAUCUUCAUGUGAGGUGAUUCCUAAGCACCUGGGGAACCUGAGGCUGUAAAAAGGGCUGCGGGGAGUGGACUGCAGUCCAAAAUCCAGAAGCAGAAUUUGAUGGUUUAACCACUGACCCAUUUCACAGGUCUCUUUUUAUUUUACUGUAUUUCUCUAAGACUUCCAGUACCAAACUUCCAUUGGUGGCAAGUGUCCCCAUCUGGUGCCUGACUGUAACAAAAAUGCUUCUGAUGUUUCCUCAUUGAAUAUGAUAUUUACUUCUUUGUUUUGAAUGUUUCAUGCAUUCAUGGACCGAAAGAUGGAGUUGGUUUUUAUUUUUAAAAUAAUAUUGUCAAUGAUCUGAUACGACUAUAUGUAUUCACUUGAUGAAGAUGCAUGGACUUGUCAUUAAGUUGGACUAGUGAUCAUUUCUGAAAGUUUCUUCAACCACAAUUUCUACUUGAAAAUUCAAGUAUCAAAGAAUAUUUGGUUUAGAGUGGUAUAAUGAUGUAUUUUCUCUGAGUACUGCAAAUUUCAUAGAGACCACAGUUGGAUUCCAGUUAUAUUCUACAAUCAAAGUGAUUCAGUUCUUUGAUAAAGUUAAUUUCGAAGAAUUUUAUGUUUGUAAACAACACCAAAAGAUGGGAGAAAAAAAUGGUGAUGCAAAAACUUUCUGGAUGGGGCUAGAAGAUGAUGGGAAAGUGGAUUUCAUAUUUGAACAAGUGCAAAAUGUGCUGCAGUCACUGAAACGAAAGAUCAAAGAUGGAUCUGCCACAAAUAAAGAAUACAUCCAAGCAAUGAUUCUAGUGAAGGAAGCAACUAUAAAUAAUAAUUCAACUUUGAUAAGGGAUCAUACGUCUGUGACCCAGAAUGCACAGGAAAACAAAUCAAGUUCAUUGCCCUCUACAUCACAUGAAGACUCCUUUCCAGAAGACUAUACCUCUCUAUCUACAGAAAAUAAGGAAAUUCCCCCUCUGGAAAAUAAAGUUGCAGACUUUAGAGAAAAAGAAUCAUCUUCAAAUUUAUCUUACCAAAAGCAUGACUGCUCUAGUGCCUGUCUGAUGAAAAUGCCACUUACCUUCAAGGGAGAAAACCCUCUGCAGCUACCAAUCAAAUGCCACUUCCAAAGACGACAUGCAAAGACAAACUCUCAUUCUUCAGCACUCCACGUGAGUUAUAAAACCCCUUGUGGAAGGAGUCUACGAAACAUGGAGGAAGUUUUUCGUUACCUGCUUGAGACAGAGUGUAACUUUCUAUUUACAGAUAACUUUUCUUUCAAUACCUAUGUUCAGUUGACUCGGAAUUACCCAAGGCAAGAAGAAAUUGUUUCUGAUACGGAUAUUAGCAAUGGAGUGGAAUCAGUGCCCAUUUCUUUCUGUAAUGAAAUUGACAAUAGAAAGCUUCCACAGUUUAAGUACAGAAAGACUAUGUGGCCACGAGCAUAUUAUUUAAACAGCUUUUCCAACAUGUUUACUGAUUCUUGUGACUGUUCUGAGGGCUGCAUAGACAUAACAAAAUGUGCAUGUCUUCAACUGACAGCAAGGAAUGCCAAGACUUGCCCCUUGUUAAGUAGUAAAAUAACCACUGGAUAUAAAUAUAAAAGACUACAGAGACAGAUACCUACUGGCAUUUAUGAAUGCAGCCUGUUGUGCAAAUGUAAUCGACGAAUGUGUCAAAACCGAGUUGUCCAACAUGGACCUCAAGUGAGGCUACAAGUAUUCAAAACUGAGAAGAAGGGAUGGGGAGUACGCUGCCUAGAUGACAUUGACAGAGGGACGUUUGUUUGCAUCUAUUCAGGAAGAUUACUAAGCAGAUCUAACACUGAGAAUUCUGAUGCUAUUGAUGAAAAUGGAAAAGAAGAGAAUAUUAUGAAAAAUAUGUUUUCAAAAAAGAGGAAAAUAGAAGUUGCAGAUUGUGAGGUUGAAGUUAUCCCAUUAGAAUUAGAGACAUAUCCUAGAAGUGCUGUGACUGAGGAGUGUCCACCUAAGCUCCAUAAUAAUCCCAAAGAGCCCAUUAUAGAAAUGAAAUGUAACAAUAUUUCAAGAAUUCAGUAUCAUUCAGUCAUUAGAAGUCCUAAAACCAAGAUGGCCAGUAUUCAACACAAUGGGGAAAAGAUGGGAUUUACUUCCUCAGAGUCUGUCACCUCAGAAGAUAAUGGUGGAUUUAAACCAACUCAAGUACAUCUGAACUCUAAAGCCAAGGAAAUGAGAGAGGACUCAAGCUCAAACCAAGCUGAAGAUUCUGAAGACAACCCUGUGAUUGAAUCAGAUGUGAUAGAUAUAACUAAAUGUAGAGAAGAAACUCCACCAGGGGGCAGAUGUCACCAAACAGUCACACUGGAUGAUCAGAAUGAGAUUCAAAUACAAAAGCCCCAAGAGGAAAAAUCUCCAGCAUGUCAAAACCAGCAGGUCUUUUGUGAUAAAGAGUUACCAAGUGAAACCAAGAAUGCUUCAUCUGAUUCUCUAAAGAAGUUCAAUAAAGGGAGUGUGUUUUUAUUGGAUGCCACAAAAGAAGGAAAUGUGGGCCGCUUCCUUAAUCAUAGUUGCUGCCCAAAUCUUUUGGUACAGAAUGUUUUUGUAGAAACACAUGACAGAAAUUUUCCAUUGGUGGCGUUCUUCACCAACAGGUAUGUGAAAGCAAGAACAGAACUAACGUGGGAUUAUGGUUAUGAAGCUGGGACUAUGCCUGAAAAAGAAAUAUUCUGCCAAUGUGGGUUUAAUAAGUGUAGGAAAAAAAUAUUAUAAAUCUGUAGCUAGUGCCUGUUCAUGAAAUUAGCUUAUCAAGCUGAAAUUAGAGUCAUGCAAAAGAAACCCCAGUGGUCAGUGGCAUUAAUUUAGGUUAUGAUCCAUCAAGAGAAUUCCUCUCAGUUUACCCUUGUUGGGGGGUCCAUUUGCAUUACUUAGAAACACUAGGAACAAAAUAAGGACAUUUUCAUAUGCAUAGGGUAUCUCUUUAUUCUUACUGCUGUUCAACUGUACAUGAGUAGGAUGGAAGUGUAUAUUUUAUAUGAAAUACUGCUAUAUAAUUUGUAACUUAUUUGUAAAUUAUAUAUUAAGAAAGACAAAUGUCACAACUGAUUUCAGCACUUCUCAUUGCUUUUGGAAUUAUCUUUGACUUUCAUGGCCCCAAAGGGCCAAAGCUCACAUCUUUACCUACAAAAUUUAUUUAUGUUUAAUUCCUGGCAAAUAAUUUACCAUUGUGAACCAUAAGGUGGGCAACAGAGCCUGAAGCAUCUGUCGAAAUUCACUUCAUGCAUAUUACUUCCAAGUAUUUUAGUGCUAGUUGGAGAAGCUGUAUCUGGCUCCGUGAAAGUGUCCCAUCAGUCCGUUUGAAUGAGAAGGGGUAGAAGCUCUCCUGUGGGGAAGGUUUUGGCACACUCUUUGCGAUUCAAUUUCUUUUCCACAGAUUCUCUUCACUCCUUCCACAUAAACACGGACAGGAAAGGAGGGAGUAGAAACUUGGAGGAAUUAGAAUAUUUUUGUUCUAGAUAGAGCCUUAUGAAAAGGAAACUUAGAAAAUAGUCAGACAUGGCUUAUUUAAGCCAGAAGAGAUUGUGCUGGGCAAGAAUUUCACUUAACAAAACAAUUCUACUGAACUGCAAAGUCUGAAACAGACCCUUGGACUCUCCUAGGCAUGAUGUGCAAAUUAUUUUCCUAGAGAAAGUUACUUUGCUCUAGGUUACCUGACCAUGAUUGUCUAGUGGAAAGAGGAUGAGAAUCUCCAAGAGUUAAAACUAAUUUUAUCUAUAACAAAGAUAUACAUUUGGCUGCCAGGAACUUCCCACUAGGAACCAGGAUGGGAAUACUAGCUCAAAAAGGAGUAAUUAAAAGUAGUUCUGGUUUUUGAGGGGUUUUUUUUCUUUUUUUUUUUUUUUUGAUCUUGAUUCUGGAUUUAGUUUGGUUACCUUUCAAACAAAAAUCUCUUCUAAGUUGGGACCCGAUUAAUUUCUUUAAAAUAUUGAACUAAAUAAAAAUUUAACUUGAAAUUGGUUUAGAGAGUGGGAAACCAAAGAGCUAGGAAAGGGAGCAAAAUAUUAUAACCCAAACAGCCUGUAGACAGAUGAGGAAAGUUGAGAAGUCCAUUUAUUCACAGUAAAGAUGCAGGAAUUUUAGGCAAUGCACUAAAAUAAAGUGAAGACACUUGAUAAGUAUGGAAAAUGUUUUUGUGCAGAAAUCAACAUCUUGAUCUGCUUCAUUCUGUACUGGUUCACAGCUGUCAUCUUCCGUCAGCAUCCUAGAGAUUCCCUUUGUCUUCCCUAUGUCAGGUCUGUUGCCAGUUAAAUCCCGUUAUUUCCCCUUUCCUGGAUUUACUCCCACAUAUUGGUGAAGCACAUCCUCCAGUAGCUUUUGAAAGGGAAAAAUGAGAGGUGAAUAUUUUGAGCCCUUGUAUGUUUGAACAUGUUAUUUUACCCUUACAUUUGAUUGCUAUUUUGGCAGGGUAUGGGUACUCAGUUCGUGAGUAGCUUCCAUACCCAAUUUUGAACACAUCUGCUACAUUCCAGUGUUGCUGCUUUGAAGUCUGAAAAUGUUCUCACCUCUGGCCUUCAGGGUGACUGUUGGAAGUCAGAUAAAGCUGUUCUUUAUCUUUUGUAUACGUGGCCAGUUUUUUUCAAGCUUAUAGCAUUCUCUUUGUCCCAAUGUUCUGUUCCCAGUAAGUUAGUUUUCAUACCUCAUACCAGGUGCUUGGUGGGAGGGAUCUUUCAAUCUGAAAACUUUGUUCUUCAGAGAAAUUUUCUUGAACUAUAUUUCUUUAAUGAAAUAGUUCUGUUGUCUGUUAUCUGUUGUCUCUUCCUAUUUAUCUAGACAUUAGACCUCCAGGAUUGGUUCUCUCAUUUUCUUAUCUUUUCUCUUAAUUUCCAGCUUUGUCUUCUUGCUCUACUUUCUGGGAGAUUUCCUCAACUUAAUCUUACAAUUUGCCUAUUGUGUUGGGUUUUUGUUUGGGGGGUUUUUGCGGGGUGGGGAUUGGGUUUUGUUUUGUUCUGGUUAGGUUUUUUUUUUUGGGUCUCAUUUUAAAUUUCUAGAGCUCUCUUCUCUGAAUGUUUUUUUUUCUUCAAUAUCCUAUUUUUGGUUCAUGGUUGCAGUAUCUUAUCUCUUUGAAAAUACUAUUUAUAUAGUGUAACAUACAUACAGGCAUUCAUAUCUAUAUUAUCUUUUUCCUGAAUAUUCUGUGACCUGCAAGGUUUGUUUCUGUGUUUUCCCUGUAUGUGUCCUUUGGUCUUUGUCGUUCAUGUUUUAGGCUUUCCUCAGUUAGUUAGUUAGAUCUUGGCAGUCUGCUCAUUCUUUUUUUUUUUUUUAAAUAAAGGAUUUUUUUAACAUCUUUAUUGGAGUAUAAUUGCUUUACAAUGGUGUGUUAAUUUCUGCUGUAUAACAAAGUGAAUCAGCUAUACAUAUACAUACAUCCCCAUAUCUCCUCCCUCUUGUGUCUCCCUCCCACCCUCCCUAUCCCACCACUCUAGGUGGACGCAAAGCACCGAGCUGAUCUCUCCCUGUGCUAUGCGGCUGCUUCCCACUAGUUAUCUGUUUUACAUUUGGUAGUGUAUGUAUGUUCAUGCUACUCUCACUUCGUCCCAGCUUACCCUUCCCCUCCCUGUGUCCUCAAGUCCAUUCUCUAUGUCUGCAUAGAGGACAGCAUCUUUAUUCCUGUCCUGCCCCUAGGUUCUUCAGAAUCAUUUUUUUUUUAGAUUCCAUAUAUGUGUGUUAAGUCUGCUCAUUCUUAAGAGUGGAACACUGAAAAACUGAGAUUAUAAACUGAGAGCGGGGUAAGGGGCUCUUCAACUGCUUCACCUGACCUAGCUGAGCUCUUCAGUUUCUUAUCCAGUCUCUUUAGGACUUUCUUUCUGGCCUGGCAAGGUGUACUCUUCCAUCUUACUGCUUGAAAGAAAAAAAACUUUGCUGCCAGAGCGUGCUCUUUUCUCCCGUUUUGCAUCUCCACACUCUUGCUUCUGUAAUCCAUUUGUGUUUGUCAAGACUAUCCAAGUUAUCCUUUUUAAUAUUGUUCUCUUUUCUGUCCCCAGUUUGCCUCCUUUCCUCUCUUUAAAAUCUGCUCAAAAAACAAGACCUCCAGGAGUUUUCCUUUGAUUAGUUCCUCAGCAAACCACCAGCUAUUACAUGCUUCUUUUACAGAGCAACUUAUUUUUUAACUGUAAUUUAAUUAUAUGCGUUUGUGUUCUCUACAUGUGUAUUCCAUGCACCAAAAACCUUGUCUUGUAUGGUGCUGUGUACCCAAUGGGUGCUAA
This is a messenger RNA of Globicephala melas (long-finned pilot whale), 6728 nucleotides long. RefSeq names its product SET domain bifurcated histone lysine methyltransferase 2 (gene SETDB2). Gene Ontology annotation, molecular function: DNA binding; zinc ion binding; histone H3K9 methyltransferase activity. The record is from RefSeq and is a predicted model, not a curated record. Gene Ontology annotation, biological process: negative regulation of gene expression; heterochromatin organization. Gene Ontology annotation, cellular component: nucleus. NCBI's taxonomy places the organism in Eukaryota, Metazoa, Chordata, Mammalia, Artiodactyla, Delphinidae.